Molecule: messenger RNA, 7361 nt
Organism: Drosophila rhopaloa
Lineage: Eukaryota; Metazoa; Arthropoda; Insecta; Diptera; Drosophilidae
Gene: mbl
Product: protein muscleblind
Exons: 9
Coding region: 1174-4338 (1054 amino acids)
Cellular component (GO): ubiquitin ligase complex; PcG protein complex
Molecular function (GO): ubiquitin protein ligase activity; chromatin binding; metal ion binding
Source: RefSeq, a predicted model, not a curated record
UGCUGCUUUCAGUUCAUAAAAUUUUUUCGACGGAAGCGGUUCUGCUAGCGGAAAAGUGAAAAGUAGAGUUGCAGAGGCUGCCUGAAAAACUGAAGAAAAGCAAGCCCCUUAAUAAAAAGCAGCUCUCAGCUAAAAAACAAACACAGCAAUUUCUGCCCAGUCACCGCAAACCCCAAGAAGGCAUAAAUAAUUUUUCUGCAAAUUUGGCAACAACUCUAGAAGCGUGGAAAUAUUUGUCAAAAAAACAACAACAACAUCGCGAGUGCACGUGAGUGUGUGUGUGUUGUCAAGUGCCAGUGUGUGUGUCUGUUUGUGACAGAUAAAAAAAGGAGAGAAAAGAAAAGAAGUUGUCGAAAGUCGUGCAAGAAAAUUAAAAAAAAAGUGCAAGCGCCGCAGGGAAAUUGUCCGGAAAAAUCGCAAAAUCCAUUGUUUUUUGCCGGCAUCUUAAUGACGUCACGUCGUGCCGCAAACAGCAACUGCAACAUCGCGCGUGUUUAGUUACACACACACCAGCGCAGCGACAAAGAAAAAAAAAGGUUAAAAAUACAUUUUCCAUCGGCGUAAAAGUAAAACAAUAAACAAAUACAAGAAAAACCAGCAGCCCAACAACAAUUUCAACAACUUCAACUUUGCCAGCAACAACUACAAGAGCAACUACAACAACAACAAGUCAGCUGGACUACCGAAGAUAAUGUAAAAUCAGCUUACACACAAAAAGCAGUAAAAUAAUAAAUACAGAAAAUUAACAGCUGCGUCUAUCUAUAGAUAUAAACACACACACACAUCUAUAUAUUUAAAUAAGCGUUCGAUUUUAAUCAAAAUUAUAGCCCAAGCUAUCAGCUACCCCCACAAGCUUUGUACUCCACAAAAAACGCUAACGAAAAAAUCGAUAAAAACCAGAAACCAGCUGAAAUCAUACCAUCUACCAUAGAUCUAUGCUAUAUACAUAUAUAGGUGCUGAUCUGUGCUGUUGAAUUUAGUGUUUUUUUGUGUGUGCGUGUCGCGAGAGGAGCACUACAAAAAUCAAAAAAAAAAAAGUAAAGAAAAAACAAAAAACUUUCUCUAGUCGCUAGGCUAAAACUAUAUAAACUCCAGCUAACCCAGAUCCGUAAACAGCAAAUAGUUAUAUAUCUAUAACCCCGAUACCGAUACUGAUACCGAUACUGAUACACGAUGGCCAACGUUGUGAAUAUGAACAGCCUGUUCAACGGCAAGGACUCGCGCUGGCUGCAACUGGAGGUCUGCCGCGAGUUCCAGCGCAACAAAUGUUCGCGCCAGGACACCGAGUGCAAGUUCGCCCAUCCCCCGGCCAACGUGGAGGUCCAGAACGGCAAGGUCACCGCCUGCUACGACAGCAUCAAGGCCACGCAACUCUUAGACAUGGACAACUUCAAGGGCCGCUGUAAUCGUGAUAAACCGCCGUGCAAAUAUUUUCAUCCACCACAGCAUCUGAAGGAUCAGUUAUUGAUAAAUGGACGCAAUCAUUUGGCCCUCAAGAAUGCACUGAUGCAACAGAUGGGCAUCGCGCCCGGCCAGCCGGUCAUAUCGGGCCAAGUGCCAACCGUGGCCACAAAUCCCUAUCUGACUGGCAUUCCGGCCAACUCGUACAGUCCGUACUACACAACGGGUCACCUGGUGCCCACCUUGCUGGGUCCCGAUCCCACGGCCGUGGCAUCCCAGCUGGGACCGGUGGUGCCCCAGGCGGUGCAGGUGGCACAGCAGAAAAUACCACGAUCCGACAGAUUAGAGGUGUGCCGCGAAUUCCUGCGCGGCGCCUGCAAACGGGCGGAAUCGGAGUGCCGGUUUGCCCAUCCGCAGGAGAGCGUGGCCAGGCACGACGACGGCUCGAUAACGGUUUGCAUGGACGCCGUGAAGGGCAGGUGCGCACGCGACCCCUGCCGCUACUUCCAUCCCCCCCUGCACCUACAGGCACAAUUAAAAGCGGCCCAAACACGCGCCACCGCUGUCGCUGCUGCAGCUGCGACCUCACCUCUUACGGGACACCAUCACCAGCAACAACAACAGCAACUAUUGCAACAGCACCUGAACAACAUGAACAACAACAACCACAGCACCGCUGGCGCAGCAGCCACCUCGACAACAGCAACAACAACCACAAACAACGCCGCUGCCGCCGCCGCCGCUGCUACCGCCGCCGCUGCCGCCGCUGUCAUGGGCCAUCACACACUGGAAUUGGGCAAGAAGCGGGCGGCGGACACAACCGAUAUGUUUCCACUGAUGGAUGUUAAAACGGUUGGUUCAUUUUACUAUGAAAACUUCCAAUUCUCUGGCAUGGUUCCGUUCAAACGUCCAGCUGCCGAAAAGUCUGGCAUUCCAGUUUAUCAGCCCGGUGCGACCGCCUAUCAGCAGCUAAUGCAGCCCUAUGUGCCAGUCUCAUGUGAGUAUCCCCAACAACAACAACAACCACAACAACAACAACAACAACUACAUCAACAACAACAACAACAAAAUGUACUACUACAACAACAACUACAAUUAAGUAGCGCCAUAACAACAACAACUACAACAGCAACAGCCAGUAAUAAUAUGAUUAAUAUUAUUAAUAAUAAAAGUACCAUAAACGCUGUAAUUGCUACUACCAAUAUACCAUCAUCAGCAGCAAUAGCAACAACAACAGCAUCAUCAUCGUCAUUAUUAUUACCAUCAUCAUCGGCAUUAGCAACAACAACAACAACAGCAACAACAGCCAUUACUAAUACUAACGAUAGUGAUCCUGAAACCGAUCACAAUCCCGAUCAUGAUAAAGCUAACGAUAGCACUGCUGAUGGUGACACUGAUAAUGCGGAUCGCAGCGAUGCCAUUGAUCAAGCUAGCAAUCAAGACAAUAGUGACCAAACGAAUCCAAAACUGAAUCUUAAUCUGAAUCUGAAUCCGAACCAAAAUCCAAGUCCCUCGAACGAAUGUAAUACAACACGAACAAUCUCACCAACAAACCCAGAAACAUCUGUAACAACAACAGAUACAUUAGACACUACUGCCCCUGCAGCAGCAGCAGCAUCUGCCACGCCCCCCAAUGGCAACACACCGCCCCCUAGUUCCCCCCCAGCCGACAGUCUUCUGCCCCUGCCCAAUGGCCUGGGCGACAAUAACAACUACUUGUCCUAUAUCAACAACAAUCUGAACAAUGGCCAGCUCAAGUCGGCCAAUUCCGAUGAACUAAAUGGGGAUAUAGAAAGUGGUAACCCAGCAGCAGCAUCGGCAUCUCGCAACUAUGCCAAGCAGAAUGGCGAGGCCUAUUCGCGGUACACGGUUAAUGGUCACAGCACCGGCAUCCUGCCCACACCGACUACUUCUGCUCCGGCAGUUUCCUAUCAAUCCCAGGCUCAAGCUCAAGCUCAAGCCCAAGCCCAAGCUCAAGCUCAAGCUCAGGUUCAGGCCCAAGCUCAAGCCCAAGCUCAGGCUCAAGCUCAAGCUCAGGCCAAUUUGCAGCGCAUUAACUAUGCCAUGCCCGCCUUCAGCUAUGGCAAUCUGUACUCCCCCUAUGGAGGAGCCACCUCCACCAUGGUGAGCCUGCCCAGCAGCACACCCUCCUAUGCCCAGGCUCAGAUGCAACAGCAUCAGCAGCAGCAGGCGCAACAGCAGCAACAGCAACAACAGGCUCAAGCUCAGGCUCAAGCCCAAGCUCAUGCCCAGGCUGCCUAUGCCCAGCAGGCCUAUGCCGCCUAUGCUGCCGCAGCGGGACUGGCCCCCCAAUCCUCCGCCGCCGGUGGAUACUACACCGCCGAUCCCGCUGCUUUGGCCAAGGAAGUGGCCCAGAAGAACUAUGCCCUGAAGGUGGCCAGUGCAACGGCUGCCAAGCCCGGAGGCGCCUCCUCGGCGGCAGCUGCCUACACCGGACUGACCCUGAACAAGAGCUAUGUGGCGGCUGCCACAGGUCCGCAGGCCGUUCAGGCUGCCCAACCUCAGGCCGUUUCCAUGGCAGCUCUACUACAAAUGCAGGCCCAAGCCCAAGCUCAGGCUCAAGUCCAGGCUCAGGCCCAGGCUCAGAUGCGCCAGUUGGGAUCCCUACCCAACUCCGGACUGGCUACCCCAGUUCAAGGCACUCCAGUGCGCUCCGCGCCAGGUGGAUCAGUCAAUCCGAGUCAGUAUCAGUCGGCUGCCCUUCUAAGAGCCCCCUCACCCAUGCCAUAUGCCCAGGCCCAGGGAUAUUUCUAUCCCGGAAUGAUGCCCACUACAGGGUAUGCGAUGCCGCAGACUCAGGCUGCUGCUGCACAGCAAUACGCAGCAGCUGCUGCGGCGGCCGCAGCAGCCGCUCAGGGAGGAACUCCAGGCAGUGCCAUGGUUUUGAACCCCUACAAGAAGAUGAAGACCUCCUAAGAACCCAUCGCCUAACUAAAAACUAACUUUAAACUCAAACACAACUGUACUUAAGACACCCAGCCAUCUAACAGAUGAAAAGUCACACUUAACUAGAUUCGUAGAUUUAAACACAUCGAAGACGUAAGAUAAUGUGCCUCAGUUUUCUUGAAAAGGACAAGUAGAGAGAAUACCUUAGUUGUACCAUAGGCCUCAUAGCGAUAGAUAAAAAACGAACCAUGACACGAUCAAUAAAAUCAGACAGACAGCGAGACAGAUCGAAGAUCAAAGCCUACUAACACGAAUGCCCAAAACUUGCUGAUAAUUUGCCAUUAAGUUAUUUGACAAACGAAAUACAACCUCACUGUGACUCAAAAGUGUUGCCAUUUUUGCACAAGAAGAAUCGAAAAAGCAUGCUUUCAAAGCACAAGCAAACAGAAGAGAAACAGAUGUUAGCUGAUAGUAAUACUUAAGUUCCUUUUUCGGAUAGCACUUAGUCAACUCUAGUUUAUAGAAACACAAACGGAGGGCGGGAUUAGAGAGGGGAAAUAAAAAACACAACAAGGAACUGUGAUAGCGAAAAGCUUUGAGGGAUCAAACAGAUAAUGCCAUGGGCGGAAGGAUAGUCCCCCUAAGCUGCUACCGAUGCUGGGUACAGUUGUGAUUGCUUGUUGCUAGCUGCGGGUGCUUGAUGCCACAUCGCCGUCCCUGUCUCGUAUAGCUAUCUCUCUCGACCCCGCUCACCAUCCAUUUCCCGCGCUCUCUCUCUCUAACAACCUAUCGCUGUCUCUGAAUGUUUCCUAACUAUAACUAGCUAGAUAGCUAGCGUGAAUGCUGUUGUAAUUGUUUAAAAUUGUUGAGCAACGAUAAAUGCGUAACGAAUAUUGUCUAGUUUAUAUAGAUUACUUAUACGAUAAACAUAUAUACCUAGCUGUACGUGCUGUAUGCUGCUACCCAUAUACAAUACGAUAUAUACACCCACACUAUGUACUCUAACACACGCUCAUCCUUCACCAAAUUCACCGAAAAAAAAAACAAACAAAAAUGGCAUAAACAUGACCAGGAUCGAUCUGUAAAUCGUAUGUCUAGCUUACUAAUCAGAUAUUACAGUACAGUCACCACCCACUAUCACGUCUCUCUCUCCGUUUCACAAUAACACACCAAAACACCCGUACACCUUUCAGACUGUUAAGCCAGCAAAAUUGAUUUAUGUUAAUGUUACUUUAUCAAGAUUUAAAUUUGAUGUGUUGACCUGAACUAUGUAAAUCCUUUUGAUUUUUAACAACUAUCUUUAUCCCACUCGUCAUCUGACUCUUAAACCUCUAUCGCCCACUCUUUCGAUGUAUUAUAAAUGUUUUCCUUUCUGUAAACGAAUUGUUAAGCAAAGAAUAAAAUCAUUGACAAACAUAACUAAGUUUUUAAUGUUAGAUCUCGUGUGAUUAUCCGUUUUUUCUUUACUUUCUUUUCUAUGUAAUUUUUACGUUGAUAUUUAUGUAUUUUAUGUACUUAUAAACCAGUUUUUAGUGUAGUUAUUAUAUAAUUUUUAAAGUGUGUUCCCGAUUGAAAAAUUUGAGAAGAUUCUACAACAAGAUAAAUUGCCACUGACUUGCGCACCUUAAGUUUUAGACUCCCCGCCUACACCCCGCACCCGCAAAAACUCCUCAUCCGAGAACAUCCUACAUACAUUACUAUUCGAUAUAUACGAUAAUCUCUGUAAAAUUGUUUUUAAUUAAAGUACUUCUAAUGUCUUACAACGAUUUGAUGUUUGCCACUAAUUCUUAUCCUAAUUCUAAUCCUAAUUCUAGUUUAGUUUCGAUAGUUUUUAUUAAUGUUUUAUUUGAAAUACCGUGUGUUUAUCUAAAUAUAUAGUUUACGAAAAAACAAAUAUAUAUAUCUUAUUGUGUGUUGGUAUUUUACUUUAUUUGAUUUAAUUUAUUCGGUAUUCACUUGAUACUCGUUUUCUGUUGUGCCGCUUUACAUCUCACCUCUGAUUUAAAUGUACUCCUUUGAUCAAGGACAUGUCAGAUCCCGAUCCACAAAAACACAAGCUUUGCCGAGCGCUUUCGGGCAGAGCAGCACCCUUAUUAUCAUCUAUUUCCCUUCCCAGAGCUUGGCGAACUCCUAAUUUAAUACCAUUAUUAAAUAUUAUUUUGUUUUUCGCUCAUUCCCGCUAAAAAUUUCUCACUUCCACACAGAAACACCCACAUAAUAUAAGGACUGCCUGAGUUUUCUCCUUUGACCUGCUUCCCCUAACUAUUGCUUCUUCCCAAAGGGAAAUCUGAUUAUUAUCCAUCCGUUAAUCCAUCUCAUCCUAUAUAUGUUUUAGCUCUUAGAAUAAUGGCAAGCAAAAUGAGUACGCUAAUGGUAGAGAACUAGUUGUAAAAUCUGAAUAUACUAUUUAUCUGAACUAUGGCCAGCUAAUGCUUGGCUUACUCUAUAUACUCGAUAAGAAAGAUGCUUACUAAACAUGGCAGCCGAAUACAAUAUAUAUACGAAUAGCAAACUAAACCAGAUCUAAAUAUACCUAUAUCCAUCUUAUAUCUCAAUGUCUUGCAUAAAACUAUGAUAACAUUAUCUAUAUGUGUCGUAUGGUUAAUUUUUUCGUUGACAAUGUAGAACUGUUGCCGUUCGCCCAUAAUUUCAGCAAAUGAAAGUAUAUGCGAAAAUGUUUAGAAAACGCUCUCGAACUAAAAAACGCUAAGAACUAAAGCAAAAACAAAGUGAAACCAAACCAAAACACCACUCACCACUGCAUGGCGCCAAGAUACAACAGACUUGCAUUUCAGACCUAAGAGCUCAUAUUUUAUUCCGCUUCUUUUCCAACUUGCAAUGCACCAAAAACACAGCAACAAACAGACAAACAACAAAAACAGUAUGUUAACAUUAUCAUGCAAUAAUAAUUGUCAGUUGACACUAGGAUAACAAUGAGUUAGGCUGAUUUUCAAUAUACAAAUAAAAAAAAAAAAAAAAAAAAAAACCAACCACUUAGGAAACCACAGUCCAUUCCAAUAUAAUCAAUGGGUUUUCAAGCCUUCUUCAAUAGA